AUGUGGAAGCUUCUCUCAUUUCUGGCCCAUGCCGGCUCUGCCUGGUGCUACACAGUGGGUGUGCAUCUCGCCACCCCUACCGACAUCAGGGGGCCGAUUGGCGUGUCUUUUGUGUCCUUUUCGAUAGAAUUCAGUUGGUUUCCGGAGUUUGCGGGCAACUUAUCAACACCCAACACAUUUACCAAUCAGCUCCUUUCAAAUCUUGGUAGAGUCUCUGGAAAGCCGCCCUACAUCCGGGUCGGCGGCAACUCCCAGGACAAUGCCCUCUAUGACCCAGAGCUGGAGGCUGCAUACAAGCAUGUGUUCAACAAUCCGGACAUCCCGUAUCCCACCAGCAUGACAUACGGCAAGGCGUAUUUCGAGGGUUACCAGACCCUUUCUGGUGUCAAAUUCUCCCACGGCUUCAAUCUUGGAGCAAACGAGACCAAUGGUGGAAUCGAGAAUCUCAGGGCUACCUUCCCUUUGGUUUGCGAGGCCAUUGGCAAGGACAAUUUUGCCUUCUGGGAAAUAGGCAACGAGGCUGACACCAAGUCAAAUAGAGGGCCUAUUAGAGAUCAUGACGAAUGGGGCCCUGCGGCAUACACCGAGGACUGGCAAUCUAGGAUGGAUCUGUUGGCCGCCAUGCACGAGGAGACAUGUGGGGAUAAGCCGCUGCGGAUGCUAGGACCAUCAUUCGCCGGUCUCAGGUGGGUUGAGCAAGCUCUCGACCUUGGUUUGGGUGGCCAACUCGGCGCAAUCGGAACGCAUCACUACAUUGCCAACUCACUGGAUCCUCAGGUCACGCUCCGAGGCUACCUACUCAACCACACACUGACAAGAGAAGGACUGGCUUCUCAAGAGCGCAUCAUGCAGGCUGUUGAAGAUACAAACUUGCCUUACAUCAUCGGAGAGGGAAACAGCCUGUACAACCAAGGUCGCCCAGGGGCCUCGGAUGUCUUCGGAGCGGCUCUAUGGAACAUUGACUUUAGCCUGCUCGCUGCCUCGUUGGGGAUCCACCGGAUUUAUUUCCAUCAAGGCGUCAACUACAUCUACGCAGGGUGGCAACCCUCGCACGUAGGCACGACGCACCCUUCAACCAAACCUCCCUACUACGGUCAUGUUGCCGCAGCGACUACCCUUGGCAACUCGGGUGAGCGCGACGUGCAGGUCGCCGAACUUCCUCUGGGAAGCGAGACAGAUUCAGCGUAUGCCAUCUACGAAGACGGGAAGCUUUCUCGAAUUGCCGUGCUAAAUAUGAGGGAAUACAACCAUACCUCGGACCUCGAACGUCCAAAUCAAACUUAUACCUUCUCUUUGAAUGGGAGGGGGCGCAAAUGCGGACACAAAAUGGCUGCUGUGCAGCGACUCCUGGCAGAUGGAGCUGAUUCUAUCUCUGGUAUCUCAUGGAACGGGUACUCUUACAACCACGACCUAGAUGGAGGGAAGCCAGUGCUGCUGAGUAACGUUACAGCAGCUUGCAACGAGACCGUUCGACUGCUUAACGGCACAUUUUCUGUCGACCUUUCAGACUCUUCAUUCGCGCUUAUCAAUCUUCAAUGA
Messenger RNA from Clonostachys rhizophaga, 1539 nucleotides. NCBI's taxonomy places the organism in Eukaryota, Fungi, Ascomycota, Sordariomycetes, Hypocreales, Bionectriaceae. The record is from the annotation of a GenBank genome assembly.